AUGACAGGGUCCAAACCAAGCUCUAGAGGUCGAGAUGCGGUGGAAGAGGACAACGAAGGCGAGCAUGUGGACAACUCUCGGGAGGGAGCCAUUACACUGAGAAAGUCUGGGCGAAAGAGGCGCAGGAGGGUGCGCAUUGGGGAAGAAGAGUCUCAAUCCGGUGAAGACGCACCAGAGCGUGAUUCGGGCGAUGGAGGAGAGACCACCGCGCGGGACUCUUCUACCUGCCAUGAUGAGACAACCGGGCUGGGAGCUUCAACUGAUGAGGCUCAUGGUUUAAACAACGAUGACGAGGGACCGGACGGCCCAUACGACGCUGAGGACGAAGAUGCUCGCGACGUGGAGGAUGAUGAGGAGGCUACGAACGAGGAUGGUGACGAUGAAGAUUCUGACGAGGAUGCUAACGAUGAGUACGGGGAGGAGGUUGAUGACGAGGUACAGGAGGAGGAUGAACAGGAGGAGGAACAGGAGGAUGAACAGGAGGAGGAACAGGAGGAUGAACAGGAGGAGGAUCAGGAGGAGGAUGAACAGGAGGAGGAUGAACAGGAGGAUGAACAGGAGGAGAAUGAACAAGAGGAGGAAGAUGAGGAGGAGCAGGAGGAGGAACAGGAGGAGGAACAUGAGGAGGAACAUGAGAAGGAACAUGUGGAGGAACGGGAGGAGGAACAGGAGACGGAACAGGAGAAUCAGGGGGGACGGGAGGAGGAACAGCAGGAGAGAGGCGAGCAUGAGACUGAGGCAGAACCUGGUAACAACGAUGCCGAGUCGUUGGGGUCUUGGUUGGCACUGCGAUGA
Closterium sp. NIES-65 is the source of this 795-nucleotide messenger RNA. Lineage: Eukaryota; Viridiplantae; Streptophyta; Zygnematophyceae; Desmidiales; Closteriaceae. The record is from the annotation of a GenBank genome assembly.